AGAGAGAGAGAGGAAGGGAGGGGGCGAGCUCGCAAAGAACAGAAGAAGACGAAAAAGAGAGAGACAAGGAAAGAGAGGAAAAUCCAGUAAUGUCUCUCUUCUCCUUUUAGUGAACUUGCGGCGUUUCGCAGAUAAUGUCCGAGAAUGUCCAUUUCUGGGACUUUGAGCAACUAUUACGUGGACUCCAUCAUAAGUCACGAGAGCGAUGAACUCUCAGCCCCGGCUCGCUUCCCCAGCGUCCAGUACUCCGGUUCCAGCUCCGCAGCGGCCGCGGGCGGGAGGCUGCCCGGCGGCGCUGCGCAGGCGGAGCAUCCCCACCCGGAGUCCUAUCCAUCCUGCAGCUUCCAGCCCAAGCCUCCGGUCUUCUCCUCGUCCUGGAGCCCGUUCAGCCCGCACCACGGUGCCAGUGGCCUCCCCGCCGUCUAUCACCCGUACAUCCCAGCCCAGCACGUGCCCGCCGCGGACACACGGUACAUACGCUCGUGGCUGGACUGCGCGCCGCGCGGCUCCGAGUCCGUCCCGGGGCAGGGCCAAACGGGGCUGGUCAAGCUGGAGCCGCAGCUCGGACACCUCGGAGGGGAGAUCCCACCCAAAAUCGGCGGACAGCACCAGCACGAGACCACCACGUACAUCCUGGAGUCGACGUCCACGGCGGCGCGAGAGCUGAGCCACCAUCCGACCGCCAUCCCGGGAGCAGGGUUCGAGGAAAAUAAGGACAUUUGUGAAGGGAGUGAGGACAAAGACGGCCCGGAUCAAAAUGACCCUUCGGCCAACUGGCUGCAUGCACGCUCCUCCAGGAAGAAGCGGUGUCCGUACACCAAAUACCAGACGCUCGAGCUGGAGAAGGAGUUCUUGUUCAACAUGUACCUCACGCGGGACCGGCGGCACGAGGUGGCGCGCGCGCUCAACCUGACGGAGCGGCAGGUGAAGAUCUGGUUCCAGAACCGGAGGAUGAAGAUGAAGAAACAGAGCAAGGACCAACCCAAGGACUAGCGGGACUCACACAAACACUCAGACGCACGCACGCUCACACCAUGUAUCCGACAUACAGCCCCUCGUUUCUUAGACACGAAGUGGCCUUUCCCAAGAACUGCAAAAAUAUACAUAUAUACAUCUGCUGUUUUCACUCUGUCUUAACCUUCCCUUUGUGAGCUUCACGCCAAUCUAUAUCCUACACAUGAUCAAUUGCUUUAUUGAUCCCUAGUGGACGCCGUAACGUUAAAGCUGAAGUCUUAAGAGCGUCUGAUGUUCAGUGAGAUGGACGGAGGCUGGAACUUUGGAAUCAUUUGUAUUAAUGGAGGAUGAUAGUAAAACUCAGAGGACCAACAAUUCCUCCCGGACUUCUUCUCCUUAAAAUGAGUCUGACUCCACAUAAAAAUGCGGAUUGGACUGUUUGCUUGAUGAACUCAUACAUUGUUCUUCCGUCCUCGUGGUUUUUCGCCCGUAUUAGAUUAUUAAUUAGGCUUUGAUAAUAGGCUACAUUAUGAAAGGGAGGGAAAGGAAGCAGCAAACCGCCAAGUGAUACUACAGAGGACGAGUGGGAGGGAAAUCAGAGAGAAAGAAGCGUUUCUCUUUUUCCCCUCAACCUCUUCCUUAUAUUAGUUAUUUAUUGUAUUGUUGACACCGGAGAGGCGCAGAGGUGCUGAAACCGGGAUUUCACACGGCCAUUAAUAAGCACGAGGAGCAGAUGGGCUGGUGCACGUAGACACACCGCGCUCCAUCCUUAUUUUUCUUCUUCUCUUUUUUUCUUGUUUCUCUCAUUGCCGACAGAAUUUGAUUAGAAAGCGUCCGAUAGCCGGCGCUGAUAGAAGCAGCCAGCCGCCGUUUGUUUCCCGGUUGUCGGCCUAAGUAAUGAGCAAGAUACCGGAGGAGGGUGGAGGAGGUAGGAGUAGGGGAGUGUGGAAAUGAUGUGGAAGCAGGGGUGUUAACCCGACUCAGCAGCUGGGGAUCCGAUUAGGCUGCUGUCAAUACCGUGGAUCUCCGCCCUGCAGCUCUGCCCUCCGGAUGUUUUAUGUGCUGCGGCGGCGGCGGCUCAUCUGCGGCCUGUAUCGGCUAUCGAUAGCCGCCCUCUGCGUGUCACAUGAGCCUAAAGUUGCAUGUUCAAACUAAGCUUGAAGCAUCGUGGCUCAGAGUUUUUUGUGUGAAUGCAAGUCAGAUUUAUUCAGGCAAAUUACAUCCUCAGAAUCAGUGAGGAUCAACCGCUGCUCUGACCCCAGUUCCACGAUGGAAACCGCAGAUUCUCUUUGAUAGCUUCUCCUCAAACCCUGGCGCAGCAUGCUUGUGCACCACUCACUCUCAGAUAAACACGACAUUUUUAAAUUAGACUGGCCAGUACAAAUCCUCCAAGGCUGCUACUUCUUUUACUCAUUUCAUUCUAAUGCGCACAGAUCCAUGCGGCACGCAGCACAGCUCUGCGGCCUGCACACUAAAAUCAAUAACUUCUCCUUGGUCACCACAGUCCAAAUCUUUAUUCAACGUAUUCCCUGGCGUUGCAUUUAAAAAAUAAGAAUCAGCUCUAUUUUUAUACAUACAUUAUAUUGUGUAUUAUCUGCUAUGCAAGACGGCUUUCUUUCAUUUCAGGAAAUAGAACUACACGAGUGCGCAACGGCGGCUUCCAAACGCAACCCGGACGGAAAGAGCGAAAUAUUCCAUUAGACAUUUACUGACAUUUAAAAAAAACAAAAACGUAUAUUCCUUUUUUUUCCUGAAAAUACAUUUCCUAGAGGUUCUAUUACAGGCCGAUAUCAACGGACACAACACGACAGUUAGGAUUUAUUCCCGCGCUAAAUGUUUCAGCAAUAGUGUGUACAUUUAAUGGCCCCGAGUAUUAUCUGGGUAGACUUCAGUUUAUGCAGAUUUUUAUUGAUCUAGUGUUAAAACAUGAAGAGGCCAUGCUGGAAGGCCGCUCUGCUGUUAUUUGAAGUGUUGGCGUCCCAUGGCAGUUUUAUGGACGGAUCAUAAACAACACAUUGGCUUUUGUGUGUGUGUGUGUGUGUGUGUGUGUGUGUGUGUGUGUGUGUGUGUGUGUGUGUGUGUGUGUGUGUGUGUGUGUGUGUGUGUGUGUGUGUGUUGUAUUGGACGGUUGUUCGUGCACCAACAUUUAAAAAACAUACACCUACACAUAUAUUAUUCUACAGCCUGUGUAGUUCACACACUAGCGUGGGUUUUGCCUCCAGUUGAGUUGAUAUCGUGUCAGCUUUUAUUUUGAAAGGAACGGGUCCACAACCAGCCUCUUACGCAAAAGUCAAACAGAGAAGCGCUACGAUUCUUUUUUUUCCCUCUCGAUAAGCAGCAUCUGAUCCUCUAGAGUACAAAUGUUUACAUGGUUUGCGCAUGCCUCAAGUCACUCGUCAUUUUGAAGACGUUAUUUCGUCGUUUAGACUCUUUGUGCGUUGAAUCUGUCGGAGGGGAAUGCUUACUGAAAAAUAAGAAUUAAAAAAAAGACUAAAUAGGAGUUUCUUGAUAGGAAAUAUUUCUAAUUUAUUGUACAUAAAGUGAGUAACCUCGUCUUUCUUAUUGGAAUGAGUUGAAUAUGCUGAAUAUUGUUUUUGUCCUCUCGGGAUGUGGCAUCUAACUGUAAUAUAGAUUUGUUUUUUCUUUUUGUCUGCCAUGUUCUUUAGACUCUGUUUUUUCCAUGUUGUUGUGCCGACUGUCUGAGUUAUCUGUUCCGAUGUCAGUCCGAUGAGCUCUUUGUGUCUUUGAUUUGUUUAAUUGUUAACAGUACUGAGUUAGACUCUGCUGAUGGGACAGAGGAGGAAACAGUUGGAAUAAAAAUGAAGCAACGCUUCGAUAUAAAUUAUAA
Messenger RNA from Amphiprion ocellaris (clown anemonefish), 3802 nucleotides. RefSeq names its product homeobox B9a (gene hoxb9a). Gene Ontology annotation, cellular component: nucleus. Bases 145 to 993 code for a protein of 282 amino acids. Gene Ontology annotation, molecular function: RNA polymerase II cis-regulatory region sequence-specific DNA binding; DNA-binding transcription factor activity, RNA polymerase II-specific. Gene Ontology annotation, biological process: proximal/distal pattern formation; regulation of transcription by RNA polymerase II; anterior/posterior pattern specification. The record is from RefSeq and is a predicted model, not a curated record. The transcript has 2 exons. Lineage: Eukaryota; Metazoa; Chordata; Actinopteri; Pomacentridae.